Messenger RNA from Habropoda laboriosa, 930 nucleotides. RefSeq names its product mediator of RNA polymerase II transcription subunit 4 (gene MED4). Gene Ontology annotation, cellular component: mediator complex; core mediator complex. The coding region runs from base 123 to 917 and encodes 264 amino acids. The transcript is spliced from 4 exons. Gene Ontology annotation, molecular function: transcription coregulator activity. The record is from RefSeq and is a predicted model, not a curated record. Lineage: Eukaryota; Metazoa; Arthropoda; Insecta; Hymenoptera; Apidae. Gene Ontology annotation, biological process: regulation of transcription by RNA polymerase II.
CUGUGCGCAUCGAUCGAAGCUUUGAAGAGGCUUGCACGCCAUCUGUUUGUCGACGUCGUAGGGAAAUUAUCGUCGCAACUGCUGCGUUGCUAUUAAACUUUGGAGGUUAACGGUCGUAAAUCAUGGCAUCGUCGGGUAAAAGCACGAGAGAAGUUCUGUUAUCCCUCGUCGAUGACGUUGAAUUAGUAGCCAAAGAAAUGAUAGAAAAUACGAUAGCUCAAAAGCCUUUGAAAUUGUCCAACGAAGAACACGCUCAACUAACAGAAUUAUUGAUCGUCAAGGACAACGAAUUGAAAGUAACUUUGAAGCGUGCAGCUGAGCAAGCGAAAAUCAAUUUAAAGAUGGAAGCCUUGAGAGCUGAAGUUGAGAGGCAAGAUCAGGAUAUUCAACAAUUACAGAGACAAUUGAAGGAAGCGGAACAAAUUUUAGCUACGGCAAUUUAUCAAGCGAAACAAAAGUUGCAAUCUAUCGCUCGUGCCAAUAAAAGACCUGUUCCCUCGGAGGAACUGAUCAAAUAUGCGCAUAGAAUAAGCGCGUCGAAUGCUAUCUGUGCUCCCCUUACGUGGCAACAAGGAGACCCUAGAAGGCCUUACCCUACCGAUAUUGAAAUGAGAUUAGGAUAUCUCGGACGAUUGAGCGAUCUUCCUCUCAACGGACAAAUGCCAGGCACUCAUCCUGGAAUAUCGUCCGACUUACACAGGACUGGACAUCCGGUUGGUGGUACGUUCGUGGAAAUUUCCCUUGAACCACCUGUAUCGUCUCAGGCUAAUCAAUUCGCCUGGCAUCCGUCCGGUGAAAUUCACAUGUCGGUGAGUGGACAAGGAAGCGUCGCCAUGAAUACCCAUAAGCAGGAAACAGAAGACGUCGAAGUUAUGUCCACGGAUUCUUCGAGUAGUUCUUCCAGUGAUUCGCAGUGAACGUUGUUGUCGU